Molecule: messenger RNA, 2249 nt
Organism: Pogona vitticeps (central bearded dragon)
Lineage: Eukaryota; Metazoa; Chordata; Lepidosauria; Squamata; Agamidae
Source: RefSeq, a predicted model, not a curated record
AUGGGCGAAUUGAAGGAUUGGCUCGUCUCCCGGAGAGCAGGUUUGUUGUGGGCGGAAGCGGAACCCCGAGUGCCUGCGCGCCGUUUGAAAACCAUGGCCGCGGCGGGGGCGCCCUUGACGGAAGAGGAGGUUUGCGACCGAGUAAACCUGAGCCCCCAGAAUCUCGCUGAUGUCCGAUCAUUGUCUCUUCCUGGAAAUUAUCAUAAAAAGAUCACUCAUUUAGGAGAUUCCCUGAAAAAUUUUAUUUGUCUGAAAUCUCUUGACCUUUCACGCAAUGUGUUGACUACCUUGGAGGGUCUUGAACAUCUCACAUAUUUGGAAAAGCUCAAUCUCUAUUUCAAUGACAUCUCUUCAUUGUCAGAGGUGUUUCGACUCCACAGCUUAACUGCACUCAAGGAUGUGGAUCUCCGGCUCAAUCCUGUUGUGAAAAAUGAAUCAGAUUAUCGUCUUUUUGUAGUACAUAUGCUUCCUAAUCUCAGGAAGCUGGAUGACCGUCCUGUGAGAGACAGUGAGCGGAAAGCAUCACUUCUGCAUUUCACUACAGAUCAUGCUUAUAAAUUCAAGAACUCUUCAUCUGUUUUAAAAGAGUCUGAAACAGGAAGAUCUGUCCAUCCAAGAGCCAAGUACAUUAGUGCCAUGUCAAAAAAGUGCUUGGCCAUGGAUGAAGAUGAUGAAGCAGUUUUGAACUUCAUUGCAAAGUGCAGCUGGGAUGUACAUAAGCCACCAGGAAUAACUGGAUCGUCUAAAAGAAAUCCUGCAGUUGAAUUUCAUGAUUUAAACAGUAUUCACAAAGUGGAAGAAAGUAUUAGGAGGCAUCAGAAGUCAGAAGUCUCACAUCCACAGUUUGUCUUGUUAACGAAGAAAUGCAAGAAUGCUGUAUCCGAAAAUGAAAACAUGUUAAAAAUGAAAGAAACUGAUAAAGACUACAGACGUUUGCCUGAUUCACCAGUUUUACCAGAUGCCCACAGUGCCUUUAGCCAAGGCCAUGAGAAAAGGAAAAUUGGCGUUAGAGUUGCAUUUUUAGGAACUAAGCAACAGGAACUGCUCAAGAGAAAUGCUAAUUUGAAGUUUCCUGAUGACACUGAAGCAGAUGAAGUAAUGACAACUUAUGCUGAUUUUACACCCCAUCCAGUUCCACCAGAUGUGAAUGAACUACUUAAUUCUUUGAAGACAGCCAGACAUAAUCAGGAAGAACCUGACUCUGAAGAUCAAAGGUUAAAUGGCAAAGGUGGCAUUCCUCAAGGGACAAUGCAGUUGGCAGAUAAAAUGCUCUGUAAAGCAGGACCCAUGGAACGUCUUUUAGAUUUGGUCGACAUACACUGGAAUGGUCAUAAAUCCCUCCAUCACAACAAGAAAUUUUUAUCCCAGGCAGAAACUAUUUUGUCUGGAAUUCAGAAAUCUGUGCCAGCAAAUCAAAAGAAAACGUCUACUUCAGAGAAUCAACAGUUGAAUAACCUCCUUUUAGAGAAAGACACUUUACAAAAGCAACUGGUUGAACAAGAGGAGAAGUACAGUGCCAUGAUUAAUAGUCUGAAAUCAGACUUGGAUAACAGUAAGAAAGAGAUGGACAUAUUGAAGGAGCAGUUGGAUAACUUAUUAAAAGAAAAUGCAGCCUUGAAAGUACAGAAUUCUAAAGUUGAACAAAAUGCCCAGAAUGUAGAUACUGCUGUUACGGCACCAUUACAGAUCCCCAAAGAACAUCACAACCAGGCGUUAACUGACGAGAAUGCUAGUUCGAAGGAACACUUUAAGAAGAUGCAGGAGCUCACAGAGAUGUUACAAGAGAGCCACAGAACCUUGGUUUCCACGAAUGAGCGUCUCUUAAAAGAACUGGAUGAGGCACGUUUACAACACAAGGCUGAGGUGGAGCAGUUGCACUGGAACUAUAAUCAGUUAAAGAAAACAACAGAUGCUCUUUCUCCUAGCAGUGUGAAAAAUGAAAAAUGACAACAACAGGUGUUAGUAACAGUAAGAAGUAUUUCACUAUAAAUGAUUUAUAAAGGGCGCUUGGUAUUAUUUAUCAACAUGAACUAAUUAAAAAAUGGCUGAUGUCUUUUGUAUGAUACUUUUUAGACCACACCCUACACACAGUUUAUGAUUAUAUAAUUGUAAGUAUUAAAGUAUUGAAUAAUUUUAUUUGGGUCUGAAUACUGGCAGUUUAUGAAGUCAAAUUUUUGCAUAGCUUCAAAAGUUUCUUUUAAAAAUAAUGAAUACAGUGGUGCCUCGCUUAACGGCGAUAAUCCGUUCCA